Molecule: messenger RNA, 1815 nt
Organism: Ornithorhynchus anatinus (platypus)
Lineage: Eukaryota; Metazoa; Chordata; Mammalia; Monotremata; Ornithorhynchidae
Source: the annotation of a RefSeq genome assembly
AUUAAUCUCCUAUUCUUUUCUUCUCUUUUAACAGCAUUAAUUAUCCUAUGUAUUCCACUUUUAUUAUCAUUUACACCAUAUUAUAAACUUGAAAACUACCCACAUCACGUUAAGACUAUGAUCAUAUGAUCCUUUAUUAUCAGCCUGGUCCCCAUGCUGUCAUUUCUUAACGGAGGUGUUGAGGCAACCGUUACCAACUGGCACUGAUUCACUACCCAAACCUUCAACCUAUCCAUGAACUUUAAGCUAGAUCUAUACACGAUUAUAUUCUUACCCAUCGCACUCUUAAUCACUUGAUCAAUUAUAGAAUUUUCCAUUUGAUAUAUAAGUUCAGACCCAAAAAUCAAUCAGUUUAUAAAAUACCUUCUAAUUUUCUUAAUUACAAUAUUAACCCUAAUCUCCGCUAACAACCUAUUUCAGCUAUUCAUUGGCUGAGAAGGUGUGGGAAUUAUAUCCUUCAUGUUAAUCGGCUGAUGACAUGCUCGAACUGAUGCAAACACAGCAGCUCUACAAGCCAUUCUCUAUAACCGUAUUGGGGAUAUCGGAUUUAUUUUAGCUAUAGCCUGAUUUCUUAUCCACACAAACUCAUGAGAGUUUCAACAAAUAUUCUUACUCCACACAAACCUACUUCCUUUACUGGGGCUAAUCUUAGCAGCAACAGGUAAAUCAGCCCAAUUUGGUCUCCACCCAUGACUUCCCUUCGCAAUAGAAGGACCCACUCCUGUCUCAGCCCUACUGCACUCUAGCACUAUAGUAGUAGCAGGUAUUUUCCUCCUAGUCCGUUUCUCCCCACUCCUUGAACAGAACUCCACUGCCUUAACAAUAGCCCUCUGCUUAGGAGCUAUCACCACCUUAUUUACAGCCGCCUGUGCACUUACACAAAAUGAUAUUAAAAAAAUUAUUGCUUUCUCUACCUCAAGCCAAUUAGGGUUAAUAAUAGUUACAAUUGGCCUAAAUCAACCAUUCCUAGCUUUUCUCCAUAUUUGCACCCACGCCUUCUUUAAAGCUAUACUCUUCUUAUGCUCUGGAUCCAUCAUCCACAACCUAAAUGAUGAGCAAGACAUCCGAAAAAUAGGAGGACUAAUUAACAUUCUUCCCAUUACGUCAUCUGCCUUAAUUAUUGGAAGUCUAGCCUUAACAGGAAUACCCUUUUUAGCCGGAUUUUACUCCAAAGACCUAAUUAUUGAAUCUCUCAACACCUCUAAUACAAACGCCUGAGCCUUAUCCUUAACCCUAGUAGCAACUACAUUUACCGCUGUCUAUAGCACACGAGUAAUUUUCCUUGCACUUCUUAAUCAACCACGAUUCUCCCCAGCAAGCUCAAUUAAUGAAAACAACCCACUACUCAUUAACCCUAUUAAACGGCUAGCCAUUGGAAGUAUUCUCGCCGGUUUCCUCCUAACCUCAUACAUCAACCCAACUACCUUAACUCCUACUACUAUACCUCCCUUCAUUAAAGUGACCGCCCUCGUUAUUACAAUCCUUGGCUUUAUCUUAGCGCUUGAACUCUACUUGACUACAAACAAUCUUACCCUCAAGCCUCACUCCCAACUCCACACCUUUUCUAACCUACUCGGCUACUUCCCUCUAAUCAUGCAUCGCAAACCGACCGCCCAAAACUUCUUUCUAGGCCAAAAUAUAGCAACUAUAUUAAUUGACUUGACAUGAUUUGAAAAAUCAGGACCCAAAGGCAUCUCUUCACACCAACUAACUAUCCUCACCUCAGUUACAGAGGCUCAAAAAGGCCUAAUAAAAAUUUACUUCUUAUCAUUCCUAAUUACUCCCCCAAUUAUCAUUACCCUAUUGCUCUUUUAG